Molecule: messenger RNA, 3359 nt
Organism: Pan troglodytes (chimpanzee)
Lineage: Eukaryota; Metazoa; Chordata; Mammalia; Primates; Hominidae
Gene: TMEM38B
Product: transmembrane protein 38B
Exons: 8
Coding region: 764-1621 (285 amino acids)
Biological process (GO): potassium ion transmembrane transport
Cellular component (GO): membrane
Molecular function (GO): identical protein binding; potassium channel activity
Source: RefSeq, a predicted model, not a curated record
AGAGCCAGAGGCCAUGUGCACGGGUUCACAUGGCCUGUGGAGGAAACACCUGAGCAGUGUUUUCUCCACAGGGGUCUCAGUCUGGGCUCUAAAGAGCUCCUCCACCAAGUUUCUAAAUUUUAAUAAUUUCAGCCUAUUGUUCCCCCAGAGUAGUAACUGCUUUCUGGAACUGAACUCUGUGAUAACGUAGUAUUUACUUUUUGCCUUUUCAAUAACCUAGUUAACAAUUUUAUACCUACUGAGUUCUAUUUAAAUAAUGGUAUUUUCUAUCUCCUGACUGGACAGAAACCCAGGAGUAGGGUUUGAACUUCCUACUUUCUGGUUUGCAUAUAUCUUAUUAAGAUAACUAAAGUACUUGCUACUUGCCACUCUUCAGACCCGGUCAGUGUAAUGUCAUCAGUGCAGCAGAUCAGUGUGAUGUGUGAUCUCUCAAUGUGAUCAAAAUCUCUGGACUAUUUUAGAGAGCAAGAGUGUUAACAUAGACCUGAAGCAAGACUGUAAUGGUUGAACAAAGCACAAAGUGCUUCUGAGAUUUUUUGCAAAUUAAUAGGAAGAAAGAAGCAUUUGCUUCCAAGUUAUAAGAAUUGUGUUGAUUUGACCCCGUAAAAAUACUACAUCUUGAAUACUAGCUGCAAUUAGAGUCACGACCUUUCUGUGUUUAUAAUUCAUAGCUAUUCUCCAAGAUCCAUCUGUCUUAUAUUUAGAUCAAACAGGAGCAGCUGCAUUGGCAUGGAAGAAUCCUAUUUCAAGCUGGUUUACUGCUAUGCUCCACUGUUUUGGUGGAGGAAUUUUAUCCUGUCUACUGCUUGCAGAGCCUCCAUUGAAGUUUCUUGCAAACCACACUAACAUAUUACUGGCAUCUUCAAUCUGGCUCACUGCAACCUCCACCUCCUGGGUUCAAGCGAUUCUCCUGUCUCAGCCUCCCAAGUGGCUGAGAUUACAGAAAGAAGAUAUGUUCUACUUUAAGCACAAAAUUGUCAGCCAGAGUAUUUGGAGAAUGGAGAGAAAAAAGCAGUAUAUUACAUUUUUUUGCCCGCAUGACCUAGUUUCCCAGGGCUAUUCAUAUCUACCUGUUCAACUACUGGCUUCGGGAAUGAAGGAAGUGACCAGAACUUGGAAAAUAGUAGGUGGAGUCACACAUGCUAAUAGCUAUUACAAAAAUGGCUGGAUAGUCAUGAUAGCUAUUGGAUGGGCCCGAGGUGCAGGUGGUACCAUUAUAACGAAUUUUGAGAGGUUGGUAAAAGGAGAUUGGAAACCAGAAGGUGAUGAAUGGCUGAAGAUGUCAUACCCUGCCAAGGUAACCCUGCUGGGGUCAGUUAUCUUCACAUUGCAGCACACCCAGCAUCUGGCAAUAUCAGAGCAUAAUCUUAUGUUCCUUUAUACCAUCUUUAUUGUGGCCACAAAGAUAACCAUGAUGACUACACAGACUUCUACUAUGACAUUUGCUCCUUUUGAGGAUACAUUGAGUUGGAUGCUAUUUGGCUGGCAGCAGCCGUUUUCAUCAUGUGAGAAGAAAAGUGAAGCAAAGUCACCUUCCAAUGGCGUUGGGUCAUUGGCCUCAAAGCCGGUAGAUGUUGCCUCAGAUAAUGUUAAAAAGAAACAUACUAAGAAGAAUGAAUAAAUUUACGUGAUGAGCUCUACAAGGCCAAAAAUUUUUUUUCUUAUCUACCUGUUAGAUUGUGCUAAUUUUUCUAUGUAUGUGAUGUGAAAUGAAGACUAUAUAUAUGGAAUGGAGGUGACAGAAAGAAAGAAAUUCUUUGUUUGAGGGAGACUUCCCCUUUCUGGAUUGUAAUUGUUGAGUGUUACGAGUGUAUCAUGUGAUUAUGCUUUACUGGUAUAAGAGAUUCUGUUGUGAUUAUUUGAAUAGUUUUAUAUUAAUAAAAGAAGACAAAAUUUUUUAAAUGUUAGAAAAAGCAGAUCUGUCAUUGCAAAGUAACAAAAAUUUUAAGCUUUUAAAAAUGUGGAUUUUUCAUAUUUUUAAAAUUUGAAUCUAUUUGAGCUUUAGUUCAGCAGAAUUAAAUUUUUACUUGACAUUAUCAUUAAAAUUGCUUGGUAUGGAGAACAAUUCCUAUUUUAUUUUGAACACUGAGAAGAGUAAACUUUUCCUAAAACACUUUAUAUUAUAAAUGAAAAUAAAUUGCUAGUUUAUAUUUUAGAUAUAAACAUCGUAUUUUUUAUUAAUACCUACAUCAAAUGGAAAAUAUCUGAAAUUUUUUUUCCAUAGCAGGUAUUUUCUACUAGAAGUAGUUUUACUACUUUUCAUUUAGAACAGAGUAUGAGUCUUAAUCUGAAGUCUUUUUCAUGCCCUUGUUUUAAAAAAACUACUUUUUUUGGCCUCAAAAAAAUCAAGGGUGUAAUUUUUAAUAAAUUGUUAAUCCUAUGUUUUGUAAUUUUCAUUUUGGGAGCUUGACUUAUUUUUUUCUCUCUCAUAAAAACACAUUUGUUUUAAUUGUAGGAGAAAUUACUUUUCUCAGCAUUUUGCAUGUUCUUUCUAAUCUUUGUUGGUCUGAAUAUAUUGGUAGUAAUUACUGUAAUUAUUCAACAAAAAGUAUAUCCGUUCAUAAAUUUUUCCUCUAUGUCUUUUUUCUAGUGGCUACUGUUUUAGUUUUCUAGUUGAAUAUCUCUGACAAGCUUUCGUAUGGUUUUGUUAUAUUUUCAUCUACAUGUAAUGUGUUAUUAAUUUUAUUAAAUGAAAACUAAUCACCUUCAUGUGGAAAUGCUCUGAGAAUUGUCCUUAGGCAUUUGGUAGUAACCAGCUAACCAAGAAGAAACAGAGAAACCAGAACUUCAUAUGGCAGUCCAUUUAGAUGAAGAAUGAUGAUAUAAAAUCUGGUUCCUUCUUAGCAAAAUAAAAAACAAACAAGAAAAGAUACUAAAUGAUGUUAAUUUUCUUACUUUAUGAUUUAGAAGUCCAGUUAUAAUAUUAAAACUCUGUGACAUAGUUUCUUUUACCAAAACCAUGAACCUACUCCCCGUAUCAGGUAUUUUCGAUGGUUUAGAAGUACUCAAGUCACAUCACAUUCAAGUUAGAAGUUUUUUGUUGUUGUUGAUAUUUUAAAUUUUUAACAAAUAUAAACACCGGCAGAUACUAUUACUUCCUUAAAAAAUUGGGAGGGGGCACUUUUCAUAGUCUUGGAAUGCUAAGAAGUUUAUUUUUAAUAUUGUGACAGAAAGCUUUAAGUAUUUAAGAGCUCUGUAUUAUAUUUGAUACUCUUACAGUUAAAAACUUUUCAAAAUUAAUACAUUGUUAAUUAUUGACCAGUUUUGAAGUUUGGGUUUAACUGUAGUUGAAAUGGAAGGACUCUUGUUUUACACUUGUAUUAAAGAUAAAUUUAUUAAAAUAAGUUAUUUAGCACCAA